Messenger RNA from Leptopilina heterotoma, 1077 nucleotides. Its product is annotated as hymenoptaecin-like. Lineage: Eukaryota; Metazoa; Arthropoda; Insecta; Hymenoptera; Figitidae. The transcript has 4 exons. Bases 163 to 726 code for a protein of 187 amino acids. The record is from RefSeq and is a predicted model, not a curated record.
AAAUACAGAUAUUAUAGUUCUUCCCCGAUUGAAAGUGACGUGUUCCAAUGAGGGGAAAUUCUCAACAUUUACGGCGAUAUAUAAAAGAUGCUCAGCAUCCCAACAAUCAUCAUUCAGCUCUCAAUCGUCUUACAGUAUUAGACUAUUAAACAAAAAAUCAAAAUGAAAGGACCACUCGCCAUUGCUAUUGCAAUUUGCUUCUUUGCAUUUGCAUAUGGAUUUAGAAUUCCUCAAGGUUCGACAAUAGGUGGAUUUCCUCCAAGCGGUGGAUUUCCACCAAGAGGUGGAUCAUUUCCUCCAACUUCAACUGGUCCCUACAAUCCCCAAAUGCCACAAGGGCCAGUGAUGCGAUUCAGACGGUACGCUGAUCCUCAAGGAUCAAUCACUCUUGAGGGAAUGAAACCACUUAGUGGACCCGAUCAACGUCCAUCUGUUAAUUUAGACUACAAUCAUAGAUUUUUAAAUAACGAUCGUACCCACGGUGAUGCUUAUGGAGGAGCCACUUGGCAUCAAGGUGGUCCAGUAGUACCCCACGGAGGAGUCAGAUUCGAUCAUCAUUUCGGACGUGAUGGAAAUGGAUUUGUCGGAGGAUUCGGACAAGUUCAACCUGGACAUCAUGGCGGAGUACAACCUUCAUUUGGAGUUCAAGGAGGUUUCAGAUUCAGACGAGACCUUGAAGCCGAAGACGAGGAAUCUUUAGAAGACGUUGACAGUUUAGAAGAAUAAAGAAUCCGCAUAUAAUCCAAAAUCAUCAAAUAUUUAUCAAUCAUAUCAUAAGGCAUCGGAAAAAUAGAUUUUUAAAUACUUCUCAAGAAGUUGCAUUUAAUAAUUUAAUUUUUAUAAAAUAUGUAAAUAAUUUAGGUUUAGAAACGAAAUUAUAAUUUUUAAAUAGAAAAAGAACUGCGUCAGCAAAUAAUUUGUAAGCAACGAGUAUUAGUUACAGGAAUAAGUAGUCAAAUGAUAACAUCAGUAACUUCGAUAACAUCCUUAAAAUGUUUCGUAUUAGGAGACAAAAUAUUGUAUAUAAUCUAAAUUCAGUUUUUCAAUAAAGUGCCAUUUAUAAGAUGGUAAAAAGAA